This is a messenger RNA of Rotaria sp. Silwood2, 1005 nucleotides long. Lineage: Eukaryota; Metazoa; Rotifera; Eurotatoria; Philodinida; Philodinidae. The record is from the annotation of a GenBank genome assembly.
AUGAAUUCCAUAUUAAAUUUUGAUAUCUCGUCGAUUACCUAUCGUCGUGUAGAAAAGCAUGAGCAACAACAGGUCGUAGAUUUGGUGUGUCCUAUUUUUAAAACUAAUCCUGAUAUGGAAAAAAGUUACUUUUCAUUAGAUGCAUCACCAUGUUAUCAAGAAGGUGAUACAUUGGGUGCAUGGCAAAAUGAUAAAUUAGUGAGCGUAGUACAUAUUCGACGUUUGGCAUUACGAUCAAACGAAAAUAAUGAGAAAUAUUCAUGUGGUGGUUUCGGCAAUGUGGCUACUGUAGACAAAUAUCGAAGACGCGGCCUGUCUCGACAUCUUUUACGAAUGGCUAUUGAUAGGAUGGAGAAAAACAAUGAAUUCGAUAUUUCAAUGUUGAGUACAGAGAAACCCAACCAUUACACGGUUCUAGGAUGGGAAUCAGUACCUCGCCCCUCGCAAAUCAUAAUCAAUUGGAAAAAUAUUACUUCGUCCAGCAUAAAUGCUGAAUGGCGUUCAGCAUCUAAUAUCUCAUCUGAAGAUAUUGAGCUCUUGCUCAAAAUUCAUUCGAAUAAUCCACGCAUCUAUCAAAUUGAUCGAUCUCCAUCCACACUAUUCCAACACUGGGUGAAAAAGAGGUGGCAAAACAAUGCCGCUAUUGUGUGUCUGUAUGAACAUGAGGAAGAACAAGGUUAUGUGGUGAUCGGCAAACCCGAUAGUGAAAAGGAUAUAUGUGUAUUGGAGUGGUGCGCACCAAAUUUUAAUCUUGAGACGAAACUAUUGUCUCUAGCGGCAAUCGAGAUUCGACAACGUUAUGGAUCAACAAAACCUAUUUGCUUGCUCGCAUUACCACAAUACAUGAAGAUUGACGAGUUGACUGAAUGGGCUGGUCCUCUCCAAAUCAAGAUCAGUAAAGAUUUAAUGAUGCGUAAUAUUCGAUUACCAAAAGAAGUGUACGAGAAGAUCAAACUUGCUUACUCUGAAGGUCGUGCUGUCUUUUGGAUCGGUGAUUAUUUUUAA